This is a messenger RNA of Aureobasidium subglaciale EXF-2481, 480 nucleotides long. RefSeq lists its product as uncharacterized. The record is from RefSeq and is a predicted model, not a curated record. The coding region runs from base 15 to 188 and encodes 57 amino acids. Lineage: Eukaryota; Fungi; Ascomycota; Dothideomycetes; Dothideales; Saccotheciaceae. The transcript has a single exon.
AGGAAGAUGAUGACAUGGGUGAGAACCCCUACCUCGCUGGCUUCGAGUGGGACAAAGAAGAGUGCUACACCCGUUUCAUCGUUCACCAGAAGAAGACUGCUGGCACCAAUGACGGAGCCCCUAGCGGAGGCGGCAAGAAGAAGGGCAAGAAGGGACAGAAGGAAGAGGCCGACCCUCUACUGCUGUAAACGCCACCUUGGUGUUCGUCCUCAGAAGGAUGCCCUCCGUCUCUUCUUGCUCCGCUUCACACUCCUUUCAGAUCAUCAACCGCGGGUCGGAUAUUGAGCAUUGAGAGGUAUAUUGUCGCUGUUGACUCGCUCCGAGAGCGCUAACAUAUCUUUGUAUUCAUCACUUUCAUCGAGUCCGGGUUGCUCGCUGGUGUAUAUCAGCAAACACCGGGCUUGUGUAUUAUUUUUCUCCGAGACAACCUUGCUCUUAUGCUUCCUGAGAUACCGCGGUCCUUGUAGUUCCUGUGCUCUU